Molecule: messenger RNA, 1948 nt
Organism: Epinephelus lanceolatus (giant grouper)
Lineage: Eukaryota; Metazoa; Chordata; Actinopteri; Perciformes; Serranidae
Gene: tmem203
Product: transmembrane protein 203
Biological process (GO): intracellular calcium ion homeostasis
Cellular component (GO): endoplasmic reticulum
Source: RefSeq, a predicted model, not a curated record
CACAGAAGGCGACGAGAAGGAAAAAAAAGCAGCGAUGCUAACCGUCUGUUAGCUUUGUGUACUGACAGUUUCGCAUCCAGUUAGAUGGAGGAGAAAACACCUGAGUGUUAUUAAGGAGGGGUUUCCAGACACUGGGAGCACUUCCUGCAGUCACCUCCACAACCAUCCACCUCAGGGUGGAUUUGAAGAUGUAGCAAAGAGUGAAGUGGUUUAUCUCUGCAGUACGUCACCAUUUCUGCCAGUGCCCAGGCGUAAUUGGUGACCUCUUAUCUCCACCCUUUGCCAGCUAACUGUGGAGCACUUUGGCCCCUUACCAGGGCUGCCUAGUGCGUGACUCGGCCAUCCUCAGUCAGUCCGUCCCUGGUUGAAGACCCUGCAGUCCUCAGCUAUGCUGUUCUCCCUGAGGGAACUGGUCCAGUGGCUGGGCUUUGCAACCUUUGAACUCUUCCUCCACCUGCUAGCUUUACUGGUCUUCAGCAUGCUGGUGGCUCUGCGAGCUGACAUGUUCACCCCCACGCUGAGCUGGUGGCUGGUGUUCGUCCCGCUGUUCGCUGCUGAUGGCCUCAGCACCUACUUCACGGCCAUCGUGUCCAUCCGUCUUUACCAGGAGAAUGAGAAGCGCCUGGCAGUGCUGCGGCUCCUCUGGGUGCUGACGGUGCUCAGCCUGAAGCUGGUGUGAGAGGUGCUGCUGUGCCAGAAGCUGGCGGAGCAGGAGCAAGCCAGAGACCUGUGGUACGGCCUCAUCGUCUCCCCGCUGUUCAUCCUGCUGCAGCUGCUGAUGAUACGAGCGUGCCGCGUCAACUGAGGAGAGGCAGUUUGUGGUUGUGCUUUCACAUCACUGAGAACACAGGAACAGAGAGCAAUCUUCAUCUGCCAUAAGAGAUUUAAAACAUAACAAUGGUGUCAUUUUUCUUUUGGCUCUUUGCUACUUUUUUAAACAAGGAGAAAUAGCCCUGACAGUUUUUCAUAGACAUGCUCCCAAGUCCAGAGUAGAAUUUAUAUACAUUGAUGUUUCUAAUAGCUUCAAAAUUAACAGAAUUCAUUGCUUGCUUAUGUUAUAAUGCAGUAUUUCUCUUCCCAAAAGCGUGGAGGCUCUUACAGCAGCACCAUGGUUUUGGAAUAAGAACAGGGUGACCACAUACUUAUAGCAGUGUAGUGUGAACACACUUUAUGGCACCCAUUGUUAUAGUAAACCUAAAGUUAAUUCUGAAGACCAAAUGGAAGUAAUUGUAACUAGACAAUGAAUUCAUUGUUUGUCCUGGUAGUCCAGAGCCCCCUUUUCAUCAGCUUGGAUUAUGGCUGUAAGUUUUAUAUACUGGUACUUUUAGGAAUAAAGAGUCAGAUAAGUAUAUGUGCAUUUGGGACAAGGAGUGCCUUUACAUUGUGCAAUCAAUGGCAGAGAACGAGCCAUGAGGAAAAUGUAUACCAGAGUUGUGUUUUAACGCACAUGUACACACAACACAUGUAAAUGUUAUAAACAGGUGAAACUGAAAAGCUGUUAUGUCCCAGGCACCUUUUAGGGGCAACAGAGCUCAAGGAGCUGCUGCAGUGCUGUUGCUUUUUCCCGGAGAAAAAGACAUUGCUUGCCCACAGGAUUUGAUUUAUUAUCAUGUGUCUCACUUUGUUGCCUGUUGCAGGGAGUGUUGCUCACACAGCCCCCCCCCCCCCCCGAAGAACUGAAUGUGAUUUCCACAAGCAGUCCGUUGUGUGCACACAUCUUCCCUGAAUAUCGCUGUUUAUUUGUACAAUAUGUGAUGUAUUUGAUCUGAGUUUGAUCCUUCCUUAUGUAUGUGCUGCAUGUAUUUAUGGACUCAUUUUAAAGUAAUUCCAGAUGUGAAAUUCUGUGUAUUAUGUAUAUGUUGAUUUUUGGAAAGAAAUUCACCUUAUUUAUAUUAUGUUGUUGUAUGGCACCCUUAUUGUCAUCUGUAUAUACGUGUAAAUAAACCAU